Molecule: messenger RNA, 5442 nt
Organism: Drosophila albomicans
Lineage: Eukaryota; Metazoa; Arthropoda; Insecta; Diptera; Drosophilidae
Exons: 1
Coding region: 1-5442 (1813 amino acids)
Biological process (GO): DNA integration
Molecular function (GO): zinc ion binding; nucleic acid binding
Source: RefSeq, a predicted model, not a curated record
AUGUCCAAGAGCCAAAAGAGCGAAAAGGACUCAAAACACUCGUUAAAGCUUCCGACCACAGCUCGUCGCCUGUCGUCCGCUUCGCCCGCUCCUUCGGGGUCCAAAUCCGCCACACCUGCCGCUCAACUCCGAGUAAAGGUCGAUCGUCCGUCGCCGUCUGCUUCUGCAAAGACUCCGCUGUUGCGUACAUCUUCGACUGCUCUACGUAGUCAGGCAACUACCCGUUCCGUCCAAGCUAAAUUUAGCAAAACCCGUGCGAUGGCUCUCAGCAACUUCGUCGCCGUCUCUGACAGACUGGUGCACUUCGAGAGUCGGGUCAGAGGGCCUGCAGCCGAAGAUGACAAUGUACACACGUACGAAAUCCGUCGUGACCGGCUGCAAGUCCUCUGGGACAAUGUCGAAGCCGCUUAUUCCACAUGCGCUGAUGCACUGCAUCAAGACGGCGACAGUGAAGGCACACAGGCGAUGGAGGCAAAAUACGAUCACUGCUAUGCAGUGUACGAGCGGUGUCUCGCCCGUGUUAAGGGGCAAAUUACCCAGGUUUCCGGGUCCAGCAGGAGUGAAGCAUCCGUUCCUCCUGUAUACUCCAGUGGCUGCCGGCUCCCUCCAGUCGACACCGAAGUUUUCCGUGGGGAUUACUUGCGGUGGCCGACUUUCCGUGACCUUUUCACGGCCAUCUAUGUCAACAAUCCAAGGUUGACUCCGGUCGAGAAACUUUUCCAUCUGAAUUCGAAGACCGCAGAUGAGGCCAAUGAAAUAGUAGCCAAAUUUCCGCUGACGAACGAUGGUUUCGCGUCGGCUUGGGGUGCUCUCUGCGAACGUUUUGAGAACAAGCGCUUGUUAAUAACAAGCCAGUUGAAGAUCCUGUUUAACCUGUCCACGGUUACCCAAGAGUCGGGAGCAGCUAUCAAGGAGCUGCAGAGCACGAUUCAGCGUUGCUUGACCGCUCUUGAGCAUUCAGACAUUUCCGUCUGUAGCCCGUUCGCAGAUUGCAUCCUCGUUUUCCUCUGCUCGUCCAAACUCCCCAAGCUCACACUCUCGUUGUGGGAGCAAUCGUUGGUGGACAAAGCGAAAAUUCCCGCAUGGCAGGAUAUGAGCACGUUCCUCAAUGAGCGCUACCGUACGCUCGAAGCGAUUGAGGACGUAAAACAGACUGCCAAUUCACAGAUCGCGACUGCAGGACCAUCCCGUCCGCAGAAUUCGAAGCGAGUCAACUCCUUUGAGGCCCGAGUCACUCCGAAAGGCAAAUCGUGUGACUUGUGCUCAAAGGAGAAUCACCCUGUCCGGGUGUGUCCGCGUUUUUUGCAAAUGUCGGUCAACGAGAGAAUGACAUACAUCAAACAGAAAAGUCUCUGUUUGAACUGUUUCGCAAGAGGUCACCAACUCCGAGAGUGUACGAGUGCGCACAAUUGCUUUACAUGCAAAGGGCGGCACAACACUCUUCUCCAUCGGGGUGACAGUGCCCACAAUGGUGCCUCUUCAUCGUCCAAUAUACAGUCCACUCCAAAUCCAACGGCAACAAAUGUGCAGAAUUUCUUUGCCAAUAAUGCUCAGAAUGUCCUUCUCGGCACGGCGGUCAUCAAUGUUUGCCACUUGGGCACUACAUAUACCGCACGUGCGCUAAUUGAUUCCGGGUCCGAAGCGACCUUCAUUUCUGAGCGUUUGUUCCAACGCAUUAAGUUGCCUUUCCAGUCCGUGCGAGCCCAGGUAUCCGGGCUAAAUCACGCAGUUGCGGCCCAAUCGCAGAAGUUAUGUCACUUCAGCAUUGGUUCUCCGACGAAGCCGAGGCUCCAUAUCGAGACUUCGGCAUUCGUAAUUCCACAGUUGGCAGGCAAACUGCCCUCCUUCGAUAUGCCGCGAACUUUCCUAAAGGAUCUACCAGCGAUAGAACUGGCAGAUCCACACUUCUACAAGAGCGCUCAGAUCGAUAUACUAAUUGGCGCGGAUAUCCUUCCGUCGGUCAUCUUGAGCGGCUCCCGGCCAAACAUUUGUGGCUCACUCCUUGGGCAGGAAACCGUGUUUGGCUGGAUUCUUACCGGCCCCGUCUCCCAGAGUAUGUCGACAACUGUUUCUGCGUUUUCGACAAGAGUCGCCCUCCAAGCAGACGAACAGCUCGACAGCCUACUUUCCAAAUUUUGGGAGGUGGAGGAUAUUCCAGCGAAGCUGAUAAAGGAGUCAGACUUCGUUUGCGAAGAAAACUUCGUUAAGACUACUUCUCGUAGCAAAUGUGGCAGAUAUCGGGUGACUCUUCCAUUCCGGAAGCCCGAUGGCAUUGAACUGGGUCAUUCCAGAUCUAUAGCGCUGGCUCAAUUCCUCAAGAACGAGAAUCGUUUGUCAAGAAACGAUUCUCUAAAGGAACAGUACAAUGCCGUUCUCCAGGAGUACGUGGACUUGGGUCAUAUGACACCCAUAUCGCCUCAGGCGAUUGGCACGACUCCUAAUUUCUACCUGCCUCACCACGCCGUGUUCAAACCAGAUAGCACCACAACGAAGGUGCGGGUCGUUUUCAACGCAUCUUGUCCAUCCUCAAAUGGCAAGAGUCUGAAUGAUAUCCUUCAUUCAGGGCCCAUUCUCCAAUCGGAUCUCACAUUGCAGAUCCUCCGAUGGCGAUACUAUCGAUAUGUGUUCAAUGCGGACAUAACGAAGAUGUAUCGCCAAAUCCUCAUGGACUCAAAGCACACACCGUUCCAACGAAUUCUGUUCCGCACGUCGGACGGUGAGAUCCGUGACUUUGAGUUGAACACAGUGACAUUCGGUGUCAACUGUGCGCCUUUCCUGGCUCUACGAGUCCUCCAGCAACUUGCUGAUGACAUACGCUUGGAGUAUCCUCUCGCAAGCCGAGUCAUUUCCAACAACAUGUACGUGGACGACGUCCUAGCGGGGACACACACAAGAGAGGAGGCCAUCCGGACCAUUACGGAAGUGUGUGCAGCCCUGGACAGUGCUGGCUUCCCGCUGAGGAAGUGGACGUCGAACCAUAAGAGCGUGCUGAAGGACAUUCCAAAGGACCAUCUACUUCGAGAAGAUUUCCUCGAACUCGAAGACUCUAGUACGGCGAAAACUCUGGGCAUCAGGUGGCAAGCUCACGAUGACGAGUUCUUCUUCAUGCCACCAGAAGUUGCCCAUCAGGACUCCUACACGAAGAGGGAAGUGCUCUCGCAAAUCGCUAAGCUUUUCGACCCAGCCGGGUGGCUGGCCCCUUUCGUUAUCCGAGCCAAGAUCUUCAUGCAGGAGAUCUGGCUGAGAACGCUCGAAUGGGACGAGCAUUUACCCACGGAUCUUUCACUCCAAUGGAAGGAGUACCUCCAGAGCUAUCCUGCUCUGGGAAAGAUCCGGAUUCCAAGAUGGGUCCAAUUCCAGACACGAGUGAAGCUCCAGUACCACGGAUUCUGUGAUGCGUCAGAACGGGCGUAUGGAGCAGCGAUCUAUGUCCGUGUGGAGACGGCGAACAAGGUUUCCACACAUCUCCUUACUGCGAAGACAAAGGUGGCUCCGGUCAAGUCUCUCUCAGUGCCACGUCUGGAGCUUUGUGGCGCAGUCCUGUUGGCUGAGUUAUCUGCAGCCCUCCUCCUGAAUCUGCCAGCAGAAAGUUUCCAGACUUUCUUUUGGACCGACUCAACAAUUGUUCUCGCCUGGUUGAACAAGCCACCCUGCCGAUGGACAACCUUUGUGGCCAAUCGAGUGGCCAAGAUUGUCCAAGCCAGCGACGCCAAGAACUGGUCGCAUGUGCGAUCCGAGCACAAUCCGGCAGAUCUUGCAAGCCGUGGUGUCCUGCCACAAGAAUUGGUUCGUAAUCCUUUGUGGUGGCAUGGACCAGAGUGGCUUCAUCUCCCGUCGGAUCAAUGGCCAACUUCUCCAAGUCCCAUUCCGGAGACUCUGCUGGAGCAGCGGAUUAAGUGCAACGUCGCUAAGUUACCUCCGACUCCCGACUUCCUGAGCAAGUUCUCUGAGUUUGGCAGGGCACUGCGCACGUCUGCCUAUGUUCUCCGAUUCAUCGAUAGGAGUCGGAAGUUGGCAGUUCCAAGCUCUACCGUGGUUCAGGCGGAUGAGCUGUCACGGAUCCAAGAGCGGCUAAUCGUCAUGGCUCAACGUCACACUUUUCCACAAGAAUACCAAUGUCUGCAGUCCAAGCAGCAGGUUCCUUCCUCAAGUUCAAUCCGAAACUUGAACCCUUUCCUCGAUGGCAAGGGGAUUCUACGGGCCUGUGGGCGUCUGAGGGCGUCCCACUCGCUGCGUUACGAUGAGAGUCAUCCAAUCAUCCUAUCGUAUUCCUCGUCCUUUGCACGACUACUGGUUCGUUUCACCCAUCGUAUAUCCUUACAUGGGGGUAACCAAGUCGUUAUGCGGCUGAUCCGUUCCAGGUUCUGGAUUCCCAAAUUGAAGGUCCUCGUUAAAUCCACCAUCAACUCCUGCAAGGUCUGCGUCAUCUACAAGAAGAGAUUGCAGACCCAAAUGAUGGGGGACUUGCCCAAGGAAAGGGCGUCCUACUCGAGACCUUUCACGCACACUGGAGUCGACUUCGCCGGCCCAUUCGAAAUAAAGAAUUACACUGGCCGAGCCUGCCUCAUCACCAAAGGGUAUGUCUGCGUCUUCGUGUGCUUCAGCACGAAGGCGAUCCACUUGGAGGCAACAUCGGAUCUCACGACGGAGAAAUUCCUGGCCGCAUUCUCCCGUUUCAUCGCACGGCGCGGGUGUCCACACCAAAUGUACUCGGACAACGGGAAAACCUUCGUUGGAGCUGACAAGGUGAUCUCCAACGACUUCUUGGAAGCGACGAGGGAGUGCAUCAUCGCACAACACGCCCACAAGAGCCUAUCCUGGCACUUCAACCCGCCGGGCGCCCCGCAUAUGGGUGGAUUAUGGGAAGCCGGCGUAAAGAGUUUUAAGGCACUCUUUUACAAGGCGACAUCCACCUCGAAAUAUACGUUCGAAGAGUUGUCCACUCUUCUCGCUAAGAUCGAAGCCUGCCUGAACUCGAGGCCGAUUUCCCCUAUGUCCGAGGAUCCUGCGGACUUACUAGCGCUCACUCCUGGCCAUUUCCUCAUAGGUGGCCCUCUUAUUUCGGUGUUGGAACCACCAAUUAACCAACCGGCCACCUCCAUCCUCAAUCGAUGGCAGCGACUGAAGGCUCUUCACCAACAAUUUUGUUUCCGUUGGAAAGAUGAGUACCUGAAGGAGCUGCACAAACGGACGAAAUGGCAAUCCCCUACCCGGAACCUUCGGAUCGGUGACAUGGUCGUCAUAAAGGAAGACAACCUCCCCUCUAACGAGUGGCGCCUAGGACGGGUGCUGACGACGUGUCCAGGCACCGACGCCAAGGUCCGAGUGGUAGAUGUGCUCACGGCGCGGGGUACCAUCCGAAGACCCGUUGCCAAACUUAUUCUACUCCCGAUGGACAGCAAGACUGACCCCUCCACGUCAGAAGGACUGAAGGACGAAUAA